This is a messenger RNA of Lepisosteus oculatus (spotted gar), 2118 nucleotides long. The record is from RefSeq and is a predicted model, not a curated record. Lineage: Eukaryota; Metazoa; Chordata; Actinopteri; Semionotiformes; Lepisosteidae.
GGCGCUCUGGCUCUGCUGUCGCAGGAGGAGCUCUUGGAGAUGAAGGAGUAUCCCUGCUCCAACGAGAGACCUGAAUGCCUCCUGGAGAAGUACGACAGCGAUGGCGUGUGGGACCCCGAAAAGUGGCAUGCAUCCCUGUACCCCAGCUCGGAGCGCAGCUCGCCGGUUGAGGGGUACAGGAAGGAUUACCCCGGAGACGACCGGGUCCCCCUGAAGCGCAGGAUGGCAGAUCCCCGGGACAGGCUGAAGGAGGAGGACCUGGAUGUGGUGCUCAGCCCGCAGAGGCGCAGCUUCGGCGGGGGCUGCCAGGGCACGGCGGCGCUGGGGCCCCAGGCGCGGCGGGCCGUCUCCCCCCUGGAGAACAAGGAGAACGAGAGCCUGCGGCUGGGGGCGGCGCGGCGCAUCGGCAGCGGCCGCAUCAUGGCGGCGCGCGGCUUCGAGCGGGAGGCGCGCGGCGAGAAGGAGGCCCGGGAGAGGGACUUCAAGGACAAGAGAUUCAGGAGGGAUUUCGGUGACAAGCGGGUCUUCAGCGAGAGGAGACGAAACGACUCGUACACCGAGGAGGAGCCCGAGUGGUUUUCGGCGGGCCCCACGAGCCAGUCCGAGACCAUCGAGCUCAUCGGGUUCGACGACAAGGUACUGGAGGAGGAGAAGAGGCGGAGCAAGCGCUCCAGGAAGCGCUCGGAGUCCGUCAAGGAAGCGGUGGAGUGCAACGGCGGGCUGGCGGAGGAGCCCGAGGCGGAGGUCUGUGUGGACCUGGCGGCGGACCAGGAAGUCCCGCGCCGCGUGGUUCUGGCGGAGCCCGGCCCCGGCGACUUCGACUUCAACGAGUUCUUCGACCCGGAGAACACCGUGCCGGGCCUGGCCUCGAUGAUCGAGGACGUGCUGGGGGAACGGCCGGUGCUGGCCAGCCGGUUCAGCCGCUGGUUCUCCAGUAACGUCAGCCCGUCCGGCAGCCGGUCCAGCAGCCUGCGCUCCACCCCGCACGAGGAGCUGGAGAGGCUGGCAGGUCUGGAGCAGCGGUGCAUCUCCCCCAGCCUGGCCCACUACUUCGCCCCCAUCCAGUCGGCGGAGGAGAAGAAGGAGAAGGACAAGGUGGAUAUCCUGGAGCUGCUGCAGAAGGCCAGGAUCGACCUGAAGCCCCUGCUGUCCAGCCUGUCCGCCAACAAGGAGAGGCUACGGGAGAGCUCUCACUCUGGCGUGGUGCUGUCUCUGGAGGAGGUGGAGGUGGGCCUGAAGGGCCUGAAGGUGGAGGGCGAGAGGCCGGGGGCCGGGACGCCCUUCAUGGCCGAGCACCUGGAAGAGGCGCUCGCGGGCGGCACCAGCUCCGGGCCCCGACCCGGGCCCGCGCGGCCCAAGGAUGGCGACAUGUCGGCUUUCAACAAGCUGGUCAGCACCAUGAAGGCAAGUGGCACGCUGCCCACCCAACCCAAAGCCAACCAAACCCUGGACAGCCAGUUCGUCCCCUCCACAGAGCUGCCGCCCCAGAAGAACAUCCUGCAGGAGAUCCUGGGCCCCCAGGUGCCCCCGCCACCUGGCUCCCCGAGUCUCCUGGGCGGCUUGCUGGGGCAGCGGGGCCCCUCCCCGCCCCUGUUCCGCCCGGGCGCCCCGUCCCCGGACUACUUCCCCCUGCGCGUGCAGCCCCCGGCAGGAUUCCCGGCCGGAGCACAGCCCCUGCUGGCGGACUCGUUCCCGGAGGUGCACAGACCCCUGAGCCCCAGGGCUCCCCAGCAGAUGAGCUCGCUGGGGCUGGACCAGGCGACGCUGGAGGCUCUGGCGUACCAGCAGGACCUGGCUCUCCAGGCGCGGCAGCUGUACCAGCAGGGAUUCGGGAAGUUACCGCAGGACAAGUGCCGAGAGUCCUACCGCAGCAGGCAGCCCAGGAUGACCCGAUCCCCAGGGCCCGGUGUGCACCGCGCCAGCAGCAGCUCGCCGGGCAGCACCGUGACCAGCAUGGUGAGUCUGAUGCUGACGGGAGGGGCAAAGGGUCCGCAGGGGCAGAACAAAACCCUCCCCGCUGCUGCAGGGGGCCUUGCCGCUCAGCGUCAGCGUUCAGGAAGUGGAGAGCGGGUGCCGAGCUCCUCCCCCUUGCUGGAGAGUGAGCAGACGAGGGCGUGA